CCUAAAUCUGUGCUUCCAAAACAUUUCUACGUUUUUAUGAAACGCGUUUCUGCGUUUGGAAAGAACAACGAUUCAUUUUUUGGCCUUUUCAGAUGAACUGGAAUGUAAAACCGUUGCUUUGCGUUUUUCAGCAGCUCUCUCUCUCUCUCUCUCUCUCUCUCUCUCUCUCGUCAGUUCAAUUCAACACUCAGCUCACUUUCGCUCCUCGCGUCAGAUCAUUCUUCCCCUCCUCGCGUCCAUGGCUCCGGUGGCUCCUCGAUCUGGAGAUGCAAUCUUCGCAAACGUCGAGCGUGUGAACGCUGAGCUCUUUACCCUAACGUACGGUGCGAUUGUGCGUCAACUUCUUACUGAUCUGGAGGAGGUCGAGGAAGUCAACAAACAGCUUGAUCAAAUGGGAUAUAAUAUUGGAAUUCGAUUGAUUGAUGAGUUUCUUGCAAAAUCCAAUGUAUCCAGAUGUGUUGACUUCAGGGAGACAGCUGAAGUAAUUGCAAAGGUUGGUUUGAAAAUGUUCUUAGGGGUCACUGCAUCUGUGACCAAUUGGGAUGCUGAUGGAACAAGUUGUAGUCUUGUUUUGGAGGAUAACCCCCUUGUAGACUUCGUUGAGCUUCCUGAUACAUGUCAAGGUCUAUACUAUUGCAACAUCUUAAGUGGAGUCAUCAGAGGAGCCUUGGAGAUGGUGUCGAUGAAGACUGAAAUAACAUGGGUUCGUGACAUGCUGCGGGGUGAUGAUGCAUAUGAAUUGCAAGUGAAACUUCUGAAGCAAGUUCCUGAAGAGUACCCAUAUAAAGAUGAUGAGUAAAUCUCUCCCCAUGGAAUUUUACUACCUUUUUCUUGUUGUUUCGUUUUUUCCUUUUUUCUUUUUCUUUUGGUUCUGGAGACCAGGGAAAAAAAGGGGGGGGGGGGGGGGAGUAGCUAUGGUCUAUGGAACUUCUGCUCAUGUAUAUACAAUUUUAAGAAUGUCUUCUUUCAUGAUUUAUUAUGAAUCUGUUGAAAAUUUGAUAGUGUAGUGAAUUUCAUCCCCUAUUUCUAUGCAUUAAUUUUCUGUUGCUACAUGUUUAAACUUUUCAAUGUUAAAUGUUUAAUUCACCCACAAGGAAAGUCAGGGAUGCAUUGUGAGUGUUAAACUCCGCAGUUUUAUUUAUAGUGAAAGUUGCAAAAUGAACCACAAACUUGCAUUGGCUGCA
Molecule: messenger RNA, 1184 nt
Organism: Malania oleifera
Lineage: Eukaryota; Viridiplantae; Streptophyta; Magnoliopsida; Santalales; Ximeniaceae
Exons: 5
Coding region: 239-799 (186 amino acids)
Biological process (GO): endoplasmic reticulum to Golgi vesicle-mediated transport; intra-Golgi vesicle-mediated transport
Cellular component (GO): cis-Golgi network membrane; cytosol; TRAPP complex
Source: RefSeq, a predicted model, not a curated record